ACAUAUUUUGCAUAAAGAAAACAACGUGUUGCAUUAUAAAAUUAUUUCGUGAAAAUAAUGUCAGUAAAAACGACGGAUAUCCGAUCUGUCACCUCCUGUCGCAGCUGGUCGUGCCGUUCGAUGUGAGCUUCCGUCUGAAGGGGAAGGACGUGGUGGUGGACAUCCAGCGGCGUUCCCUGAAGGUGGGGCUGAAGGGUCAUCCGCCUGUGAUCGACGGACAGCUGUGCAACGAGGUGAAGGUGGAGGAGAGCUCCUGGCUCAUAGAGGACGGGAAAGUGGUCACCAUCCAUUUUGAGAAGAUAAACAAAAUGGAAUGGUGGAGCAGGUUAGUGACCACAGACCCCGAAAUCAACACCAAGAAGAUCUGCCCAGAGAACUCCAAGCUGUCAGAUCUGGACGGUGAGACGCGCGGUAUGGUGGAGAAGAUGAUGUAUGAUCAGAGGCAGAAGUCCAUGGGGCUGCCCACCUCUGAAGAGCAGAAGAAGCAGGACAUCCUGAAGAAGUUCAUGGCUCAGCAUCCAGAGAUGGAUUUCUCCAAAGCCAAGUUCAGCUGAGAGCCUCUGAAAGAUCAUCUCAUCUUACCCUCCCGUUCUGCUCAGUUAGACGUGUUUUCUUUCUGUUAAAUGACUGUUUGACUAACAAUUUCACUGUUGUGAUGAUGGAAGUGUUAUAAUGCGCCAUGUCUUGCUUUUGUUUUUUUAAUAAAUCGUUUCAAACCCUGCCUGUUUGUGUCACUAUUAUAUUCGCUGG
Messenger RNA from Sinocyclocheilus rhinocerous, 750 nucleotides. Its product is annotated as nuclear migration protein nudC-like. Gene Ontology annotation, cellular component: cytoplasm. Lineage: Eukaryota; Metazoa; Chordata; Actinopteri; Cypriniformes; Cyprinidae. The annotation marks the transcript as partial. Gene Ontology annotation, biological process: protein folding. The transcript is spliced from 4 exons. The record is from RefSeq and is a predicted model, not a curated record.